AUGCUGCCGAAGACCUGCGGUCGGGGAAGGCCAACAGGACUCGAGGAGACAAACGAGACCGUCGGCGGGGGGCCCAUCUGCCACGAGCUCAAGAAGGUGAAGGUCAGAGGCCACGCCCUGGGGCCGGUGCUCUGGCUGGUCUGCAAGCUCUGGCCCACGAAGACCUUCGGGCAUUUCCCCAUAUCGAGUGCGGAGGACGCCGAGAAGAUCGCGGCGCUCCUGUUCAUCCCCUCUGGCGUGUUCGACUCGAUCAGGAGCAUGUCGGCGGCCCGGCUCAAGAGCGAGAAGUUCUGCUGGCGGCGCCAGUACAUGCGGGAGCCGCUGCAGGCUGCGGACUACACGUGCCCCACGGACAUCAACGUCUCCAUUGCCUCCGACGUCCUCGAGGAAGACGAUUACGAGCAGAUGCAGGAAGGCAGCUGGAGCUGCAGGGAGUCGGAGGAUGUCCCUGGGAAGGGCUGCAGUUGCGGCCGAUCCGACCUACCGAGCUUCCGCCUGGACGACAUCGAGAGCCUGCCAGACAAGGCCCGCGCCCGCAUCCACACCGUGCCCAACGGCUGCGACAUGGUCAGCAUGGGCCAGUGCUACGGCGAGUGCCCGUAUGGCUUCAGCCCGGCGAUCGUGACUGGCAAGUUUCGGCCCGUGUGCAGCACCGAUUGCAAGGAUCAGAGUCGCACCACCCGGUCUCGUGCGGGUUUGGGUGCGCGAACACGGCGGGGAACUGCGCGAGGGUCGCGGGGAAGCAGGUCGCGGCGAUCAUGA
This is a messenger RNA of Prorocentrum cordatum, 762 nucleotides long. NCBI's taxonomy places the organism in Eukaryota, Dinophyceae, Prorocentrales, Prorocentraceae. The record is from the annotation of a GenBank genome assembly.